Messenger RNA from Fusarium sp. VM40, 780 nucleotides. The record is from the annotation of a GenBank genome assembly. NCBI's taxonomy places the organism in Eukaryota, Fungi, Ascomycota, Sordariomycetes, Hypocreales, Nectriaceae.
AUGGCCGAUACCCUCAGUCUCCAAGGCAAAGUAGCCAUCGUCACCGGCUCAGGUCGAGAGAAUGGCAUUGGCGCUGGAAUCGCCCUUGCCCUUGCUCGCAACGGCGCCUCAGUGAUAGUCAACUACGUCUCUGACUCGACCAGAGAUCGUGCCGAAGUUGUCUGCAACAGACUCCGCAAAGCAGGUGGUCAAGCCAUCGCCAUCCAAGCUUCCGUCGAUACCAAAGAGGGAGCUGAAUAUCUUGUGAACAAAACACUGGAGGUUUUCAAGACCGAUCAUAUUGAUGUCUUGGUCAAUAACGCGGGAACCGCGCACUUCUGCCCCAUCACUGAGGAGCCUAACGUUGACGAGUUGACCAAGGUCUUCCAACUCAACGUCCUUGGCGCCUUUUUCAUGGUCCACUACGUUAUUGCCCACAUGCCCACCGGCGGUCGAAUCAUCAACAUCAGUUCCACGAACUCUAAGAGAGGGAAUGUCAAUAUCUCUUCUUACGCCGCAUCUAAGGCCGCUUUAGAUAGUUUGACUUGGACUUGGGCAGCAGAACUUGGACGCAGUAAGGGCAUUACCGUCAACUCUGUAGCUCCAGGUCCGGUCAUCACAGACAUAUAUCCCAAGGGGAUGGAAGAACAGUUGUCAUCGGAAGAAAUUUCCCUUACUAGAGCUGCCGACCGAGCGGGAACGCCGGGCGACAUUGGCGAUGCUGUGCUUUUAUUGGUCAAUGAGAAGUCCAGAUGGAUCACAGGACAAUACAUCGGAGUCAGUGGAGGAGUAACAUAUUAG